Molecule: messenger RNA, 4906 nt
Organism: Anolis carolinensis (green anole)
Lineage: Eukaryota; Metazoa; Chordata; Lepidosauria; Squamata; Anolidae
Product: zinc finger protein 397
Exons: 4
Coding region: 459-2609 (716 amino acids)
Biological process (GO): regulation of transcription by RNA polymerase II
Molecular function (GO): DNA-binding transcription factor activity, RNA polymerase II-specific; RNA polymerase II cis-regulatory region sequence-specific DNA binding
Source: RefSeq, a predicted model, not a curated record
CAAAGAGGGAGGGACCAUUUCUCUGUAUUGAAGGCACCUCCUGGACCAGCUGCUCUGCAGAUUUGCCACCUGGCUGUGUUUGUUUGCUCUCCCAAACGCCCUGCGCCCCUAAAAGCGGGUACACUCAGAAGUGAAUGCACCCAGCUUGCAAAGGACAGGCCUUGCCUUGCAAAUGCACAAGAGAGGGUCCUGGCUUUGUUUGUUUCCAUUUGGGGAGAGACGCUGGAGGCCUCGCCUGGGUUUCUGGAAACAACUGAGAAACAUGGCCAUUGGAGUCUCAACCAAUAUUAAUUUGCCUGGAUGCCUGAAGAUAAACCACAUCAUAGAAAAAGUGCUGUGGCAAUACACCAUUGUUUUGCCAUGAUGAAAAAGUAGUUCUUUCUGUGAUCAAAUUUUCAGUAAAACCAAGAAAUCAUGAAAGGAAGGAGCUGAAUUGGGUUCAUCCCCAAUAAGAAAAAAUGACUACUGAGAAGAAAACAGAAUUCUCGACUCCUGGACUUUUCAGAGUCAUUGUAGAGCCAGAGAGAAGGUCUCAAAUAAAAAUGGAGGUUCAGGAACUGGAAUCAGAAAGAGAUUUGCAGAGAAUUGGGGAAGGCACUCUGGCUGUCCCUGUAGAAAUGGCUCCUCAAAGAGUAACAGCAGCCCCAAAGCAAUGCAUAAAGUGGAAAUUAAUCCAAGGUGCAUCAUCCCAGCAGUUGGAGACGCAGUGGCCAGACUUUCUGCACACACCACAUUCCCCAAUGUCUGAACAUAGCAGCCUGCAUCAGCCAGAAAAUCAUCUGAGGGAAGAUGGAAAUAACUCCUUGCCAGAGUUGGAAGGAGUAGUAGCCACACGCCACUGGGCUACUGCCAAAAUAACUAGACUUGGCAAAACAAUGGGGGAAACCCAAAGACUAAACUUUAUGAGUGGAAGAGAGGGCAAUGAAUCACCAAGAGAAAACGGUGGCGGCGGCGGUGGUGAUGAUCUUCUGAGUUCGGAAAGUCAGCGCCAACAUUUCCGGCAGUUUGACUACAAAGAUGCUGAGGGGCCAUGGGAAGCCUACUGCCAGCUCCGGAGAUUUUGCCACCAGUGGCUGAAGCCAGAGGCACACACGAAAGAGGAGAUACUGGAGCUGGUGAUCCUGGAACAGUUCCUCUCCAUCUUGCCCCGGGAAAUGCUGAGCUGGAUAAGGGAGCGGGAUUCAGAGAGCUGUUUCCACGCCGUGGCCCUCGCCGAGCAUUUUCUCCUACAGCAGCAUCAGGCUGAGAAGCAAGAUCAGCAAGAUGAACAGCAGCAGCAGGUGCCAAGUAUGAUAAAAGAGGAAGAUUUGGGUUAUUCAGGGGAAGAGAAUGGUUCUCUAGAUGUGAACCUCCAGCAGCUCUACAAGGAAGUUAAGCAGGAGGAGGAAGAUGGCAGCGUGAUAGCAGGGGAUGAAAGUGAGAAUGAAAAGGAGGAGAUGUUGCCAAAAAGAGAGAAUUCUCAAGAUUUGGAAGAAACAGUUUCAAAUCAAGCCAAUCCCAGCAGUCCACAGGGGCAGGAAAUGGAAAUGCUUAAGAGUGAAUCCACUACCCCUGAGCUGGAGGCCCUCUCCGAUGUCACGACCCAGCAAACGAUAUCCAAAGGAAAGAGACCAAGUGACCGGCUGUUCCACAGUCUCAAUAAAAUCCAGAGGAGCCAGACUGGAGAGGAACUCUAUGAGUGCUCCGACUGUGGAAAGGCAUUUAUCUCUAGAGCCGGCUUUAUCAUGCACAUACGAAUUCAUGGCCGAGAGAAACCGUACGAAUGCUUGGACUGCGGGAAACACUUCCGGCGGAGCUCGCACCUCAACAGCCAUAGCAGGAUCCAUGCCGGAGUGAAGCCGUUUAAAUGCACAGACUGUGGGAAGGGGUUCAGCCGCAGCUCCAACCUUAUUUCGCACCAGAGAAUGCAUACGGGGGAGAAACCAUACACUUGCUCCUCUUGCCGCAAACAGUUCUGCGACAAAUCGAGUCUGGUUCGGCAUGAGCGGCUUCACACAGGGGAUAGACCAUAUAAGUGCACUGAAUGUGGGAAAAGCUUCAGCCAAAGCCACCACCUCAUCACCCACCAGAGAAGCCACACGGGGGAGAAGCCCUAUAAGUGUUUGCUCUGUGAUAAAAGCUUUUGCGACCGGUCGACUUAUAUCAGACACCAGAAAAACCAUACGGGGGAAAAGACCUUUAAGUGCAUGGACUGUGGUGAAUGCUUCAGCCGGAACAAACACCUCGUUCGGCAUCGGAGUAUCCACACGGCGAGGGAACUGUACACAUGCCCAGACUGCGGCGAGAGCUUCUGCCGUCGGUCGGGCCUUAAGAUGCACCAGAAGAUUCACACGGGGGAAAAGCCAUUUGAGUGUACAGAUUGCGGGAAGAAGUUCAACCGCAGCACGAACCUUAUUAGCCAUCAGAGGAUCCACACUGGAGAGAGACCCUAUGGCUGCCCCGAAUGUGGGAAGAGGUUCAACCGGAGGACCCACCUUGUUAGCCACCAGAAAAUCCAUGGGCCAAGGAAAGGGUCAACAGAAAUGCUCAAAGUUGGAGAAGGGCUUCCACCUCCAGAACUCAAGGGUGGAUAUGUCCCCUCAUCUUACAUCAUCACGACAAUUGUUUGAAGUAGGUUGGUUAGGUUGGGAGAGGGAGACCAAGUGGACCAAAGUCACUUCAUAGUUCACAUGGGAUUGAAUUUGGAUCUGAUUCCAGCACUUGAGUCCAGGUAGGAGAGAGGAUGGCUUUCCGGGUGCCUUUCAAUUACAAUCCCCAUCAUUCCUGAGUUUCAAGGUGGCAGCUGGCAACUAAUGGGAGCCAGGAUAUCACACCUAGGCAGGCAGCAUCUCACCAGUUGUUGCUGUUGUACCACCUUGUCUCUUAGCAAGAAAACCUUACCUGCUCAUGUUUCCAAGAAUACUUAAUUAAGAGAAAUGGCUUCAUGCAGUCAUUCUAUAUUUGGGAAAGACCUCCAGGAUUAUUCAUUCAAACCCCAUGCCACAACCAGCACUGAAGUAUAUUACCUAUAUACUCGAGUAUAAGCCGACCCGAAUAUAAGCCGGCCAAAACCCUCACUCGAGUAUAAGCCGAGCCCUAAAAAAAGGUCUGAAAAACUCAGCUUAUACUCGGGUAUAUAUGAUAUGUCCCAUACCCCAAAUAUAUAGCCCUCUCAACAUAGGUAUUUCUGUAGAUAUUUCUACAGAAUAGUUGACAAAGUUUUGAGAAACUUUAGAAACAGUGCGAAUACGUUUAUAGAUUCCUGGGCUGGGCUGGAUGUGGUUGUGAAAACUGUUCUUAUAAAAUGCUCUUGCCUGCGUGGUCUCUUUUUUUUUUUACUAUGAAUUGUAAUAAUUGGUAUGUGGUAUGUGACUGUUUUCUACUUUUGUACAAAGCUGAUUUUGUAUUCCAUUCCUUCUCCUAAACUCCAAAAAUCCACACUCUGGUCCACACUCAAUUUUGGGGUGAACCUAAUCUAUGUGGGUUGGGUUCUCAUUCAGACUGUGAGUUUAUAACGUUCCCCAUUUUGCUGGAUCAUAACUAUAAGACCAAGAGCCAGUGUGGGAUUAUAGGACCUGUGGUCCCCCCAAAAGAGAAGUUUUCAAAACUCCUUGUACAUAAACGGCUUGGACAAAAUUAGCAAGACUUUCUCACCUUCCUCAGUUAGAUGUUCACCAAUUAUACUCUGACAUGAAGGACCACCGAUGAUGGUGAUGAGAUGUUAACAUGAAUGUGAAUACCCAAAUAGAGUUAUUGUCUGCCCCAUAAGCAAAGGGAAAAUGCACUGAAUUCUCUACACACAGGGCUCCAUUGAAUGGUUGGUUGGACCCAUCCCUAGCACUUCUGUAGCUGAAAAUGAACUAGAAAUUACAUGAAAAGCCCUCUUCUGACUUGACCCAGGAGAGAGGUGUUGGCCAUAACAGAGAUGGUAGGAGGGGAAAUCCCAAAAAGAGAUGGAGGCAGCUUCCCUUCUUUUUGAAUGAAGAAGAUAUGCUUGAAAGGAAGACUUUGGAAGUGGUCUUCAUACAGGCUGGAUAUAAAAGGCAAUGCUGCUUCUGAAGACUGGAUGCACAAGGAGCACCGUUGUUGUGAACCAGAACUGAGACCUGCUUGCUGUCCAGCAAGUGCAGUGAAAUUGUCAUUUGGAGUAUUUGUUUGUGUACCAUUUCAGUCAGUUGGAUUUUUCUGCUGUUUGUACUGGUUCUUUUCUUAUCCCCCCAUAUAUUACGGCCCUUAUAUCUCUGCAGGAUUUGUUCUUUGACAUGAAAAUGCAGAUGAUACAAAACCUUGCUGUUUUCAGUGGGAAGAACAAUGGAGGCGCCAAGAAGAGGAUGUGGCUUGUAUAGGAGGUCCUAAGUGGAUAACUAAAUUGGUGAACCUGCAUAUAUCAGUUCUGCAGGUGCAGGGAUCUUAUUGUAUAGCCCCACCAUAAUGUUUUCAUCACACCCUUCUUUUGUAUUUUCUAUCUGUAUUUUAUCCAUCCUUUUUUUAAAAAAAGUAUUAAUUCUGCCCAUUAUGGCCGUGAUACAUUACAAAAAUGUAGAAUUGAAGAUUGAUAAAUUAGACAUAUAGAUGUGAUUGUAUAAUUGGUAUUAAAUGGUUGCUUCUUUUGAUAAAGGAGUAGGUUUUAUCAUUGCUCUGCUUUUUCUGAGUGUGUUUUGGUGUUCUUUGUAUACGGAUACAAGAUUCCACAAAAUCAAGUGGAAUCUGUUUUCCUGCCAUUUUAAUCCAUUGCAUUGGAUGGUAUUAAAAGGAACUUAUCAAGUCUGAAAAGCAUGUGGCACUUCAAUUGUUGCUAUACUGCAACUCCCAGCACAAUAUGCCGUAGUUGGCAGGAUGUGUGUCUGUGUGAUUCCGACCUAGCCUACUUUUUUGUUGUGAAUUUAAAAACAAAAACAGAAAAUUAGAUUAAAACACUCAGAAUGUC